GAAAAAGGAGGAAAAUCCGUUGACAAGUUCGAGGCGUAGAUCAGUUGACAGUUCAACAGCCUAUAAAAACCCGGUGCGCGCCAAACCCACCGAAUUCUUCCCAGUUCACACGGGUCCGCUGAUUUCUUUUGGUUUACGGCACUGGUCAAAAUGUGUGAUCUUUUUCAAUUGAAUUUCAAUUUCAGCAACUGAUACAUCGGAAUCCCAUGGCUUCAUCGUCGUUUCUCACCGGCGAGCGAGCUGUGGUAGCACUAUUCAUUGCCCGGAUUGUCUUCUCCCUCCCUCAAUCUCUCCUCUUCGAAUCUCUCUCCCUUUCUCUCCUAUCUCUCCUCGCCCUCUCCGUCGAGAUCUCCGUCGAUGCCUCUGCUUCAGUUCCCCUCUCUCACUUCUUCAAAACCAGGCCUGGUGCUUCAUCAGGGAUAUUUUUGGGGGCAGUAACGCUGCCUGGUGUUAUGGUAUCAAAGUUGAUUCAGAUGUCAAGAGCAGUAUCUUUAAAUCAAUCUGGAAGUGAAGAGCUUAAAAACCUGCAACUACUGUAUUGGGUGACAUCUGCAAGUUGCUACACGGUGCUAGCUUACCUCUGGUUCAUUUUUUACCAUCAAUCAGACAGCAAGAAUUGUGCUACUUCCCAAUGUAGUUUAAGUUGUAUAGCAUUGUAUUUUGGAGUCUGCUGUGUGUCUUUUGCUGUGGAAUCUCAUAGUGGGUGGUAUACAGCAGCUAACUUAUUGUGGCUAUUCUCUCAUGGAUAUGCUGCAGUAAAAUUAAUUCAGAAAAUUCUCCACACUUUUCCAGCAUGCGCUUCAAUUGGAGAAACGCUACUGGUUACUGUUGGUCUUGUUAUCUAUUUUGGGGACAUGCUAGCUUGUACUGCUGCUAAGUCCCAUGGGUACUUUGCUGUGUCUAAGGUAGUGACUGUACCAUAUGGAAUCCAAAGAAGUGAAGUUAGCGUUAUUAUUCAGGGAUUGAUUAUUGGCCUUCUUGUUUUCCCUAUGCUGUUCAAAUAUGUGCUUCAAAUUCUUGAGCGAGUCAGCUUGGCAUCUUUUAGAGAUACUGUAGAUAAUCAUAUGAGGCGAUCUUUUGUGUUCUACAUUUCCCUCGCGUGUGUUCUCAUUAUAGCUGUACCAUCAUGGAUGCAGCUUGUUCAAGAUUUUCACGUGCACCCUUUUCUAUGGGUAUUAGAUUUUGUUCUGUCAGAACCGCUUAAAAGGUUGUCGCUGUGUAUCUAUUGGUUGGUUGUUAUUUAUGUAUCAGUUAUCAGAUUUUACAACAUCUCUAAGAGCAGUAAGAUUGAGAGGAUUCUUCUUCGAAAAUACUACCAUUUAAUGGCUGUUUCAAUGUUUGUUCCUGCUCUCAUACUUCAGCCGAAGUUUCUUGAUCUGGCUUUUGGUGCAGCUUUGGCUGUUUUCUUGAUGUUGGAAAUCAUACGAAUAUGGAGAAUCUGGCCCUUGGGACAGCUUGUGCACCAAUUUAUGAAUGCUUUUACAGAUCACCGUGACACUGAUCUUCUUGUUGUCAGCCAUUUUUCACUCUUAUUAGGAUGUGCGCUUCCUAUUUGGUUGUCCUCUGGUUUCAAUGACCGACCAUUAGCCCCUUUUGCUGGGAUCUUGAGCCUUGGAAUUGGAGAUACAAUGGCAUCAGUGGUUGGAUACAAGUAUGGGGUCCUCCGCUGGAGCAAAACUGGCAAGAAAACAAUCGAAGGCACUGCUGCUGGCAUAACGUCUGUCCUGGCUGCAUGCUCCAUUCUACUUCCACUUCUAGCUACAACCAGAUAUGUUCAGAACUGGUUCUCCCUUCUUUUUGCGGUGACUAUAAGUGGUCUGUUGGAAGCCUACACUGCCCAACUGGAUAAUGCCUUCAUACCUCUGGUGUUCUAUAGCCUCCUCUGUCUGUGAACACUUAUCUGCUGACCACUUCUCCGAAAGACAACAUGCUGAUCCUUCAACAGUACUGGUUUGAGCGCACACAUUCUUUUUGUAGAUAUUACCGUUGUAGAGUUACAUGACAUGUACAAUUAGAUGGUAAACAGCCUCCACCUCUAACCCUUAAAGGUUGUGGGUUCGAGUCACCAAUGAAACAAAAAGGUGGGGGCUCCUAAGGAGGGGUAUAAAAAAGGCACAAUAGGUUGAUAGGUGAAAAAGCAAGAAGUUACUCUUUUUGUAAUCUAGAUGUAGCAUUUGUUUUCUAUAAAAGCACUAGUAAGACUAUUUUUGAUAUGUUUUUGCUGUAACUUUUGUCGUGCAUACUUUACAGUAAUCUAUCAGAGUUCACAUA
Solanum pennellii is the source of this 2271-nucleotide messenger RNA. RefSeq names its product dolichol kinase EVAN. The record is from RefSeq and is a predicted model, not a curated record. Gene Ontology annotation, cellular component: endoplasmic reticulum membrane. NCBI's taxonomy places the organism in Eukaryota, Viridiplantae, Streptophyta, Magnoliopsida, Solanales, Solanaceae. Gene Ontology annotation, molecular function: dolichol kinase activity. The coding region runs from base 207 to 1892 and encodes 561 amino acids. Gene Ontology annotation, biological process: dolichyl monophosphate biosynthetic process. The transcript has 14 exons.